CUCUGAAAGAUUGAACUCUCUUCAAGUGGCUCAUUCGUUUGGGUGUGAUGGAAUCGCCUUCAAAGAAGAGAAAACGUGAUGUUAGGCUACAAAUCGUGCCUUCUGAUAAAGCCGAGCUAGGGCCCGCUCUUGUCACAUAUUCUGCCGUCGUUCCUCCUUCCGACACUUCGUUUCGAGCACUCAAAUCCACCCCUCCAGCAGGAGAUCCGCUCAAGCCUUUCACCUUCGUCAAGGGAGAAAGCGAGUCUGUUGAAUUUGAGAGCAUUGCUGGAAAUGGCUCAGCAACGAAUCAAACCUGCCAGUACAUGCUCGGGAUUUAUGAUAAAGACAACAGCGUCAUUCGCCUGCACGCGGCUCCGCACUAUGUUGUGGCCCAUUCUGUAAAGCGCGUCAAGGCUCUGACUUAUUCCACUUCUCCAUCUUUAACGACCGGUCAGCAGAAGCACGAGUUAAGUGAAGCAUUCGGCGCCGCAAAAGCUGUUAAAGCUGCUCGCCAAGCACAGCGCAAUCAAGUGGACUUGUCCGCCGUGGAAAACGUAACACAUCUCCAGCAGACCGUGGACGCUAGAACCGCAAGUCUCCCGACUGAAGAGGAACACCGAAAAGUGUCUAAUGAGCACAUGCCAUUUCCUCGUGCCAAUCUUCAUGCAUCUAUUCCAGGCGAGGUGUACAACUUGGACGAUAUUGCACUGCCGGAGGAACUCAAGUCAUUCGAUGUGAAACCAAUCCUCUCCGCUCAUACGAAUGCCGACCGUGCUCAACUGUUACCGUACUUAAGUUCAAUUUGGGCAAGAGACUGCCUACAAACAUUGUUUGGCGCAGGAGCGCCCGAUGAAAGCACACUGAGGGAGUUCAUGUUUGCUUGUUCGAUGAUGGCGUUCAGAAGCCAUUUCUUACAGAAAGUGGGAUUCGGACGAAGGAAAAUAGGAGCAAUACUGGAGGAACAGCAUGGAAUACCGAGCCUCGUUAUCCACGGUCUUCUUGAUCGCUUUACUGAACAAUCAGAAUCACGCAGGAUGCUAACAUCAACGAUGGGCAUUCGGUUGACGUCGCAUUUGCUUGCGCUUUGUCUCCGCUUAAACCGUUACACACUCCCACUUGAAGCGCUGUCCCUUGACCUUGCUCUUGACUACCCCAAACUGCGCGGCUUUAUGAUGGGUUUAGGAUGCCGCUUCACUCUCAACAAGCAAGCUGUAUUGAGUCUGCCCCUCUCUAAGGGUAUCAACCAGCGUUCCAGAAAGAGCAGAUCCAGGCGUUGAUCGCAUCCAAGAUCAGAUCAUGAUGAUCGUCCCUCUCCUGGCGAUUAAACGGUUCAAUGUGUGUGCGUGGAUCGUCCGUGUUGGCAUAGCGUUCAGGCUAUGGUUUCUUGCUAGAAUCAUAUUAACCACCUACUCAUACAUAAUGAUUAGUUUGGCUGGGGCUAUAACGCGAGUCAUCUUAUCGCCG
Messenger RNA from Cantharellus anzutake, 1446 nucleotides. RefSeq names its product RNA polymerase I associated factor, A49-like protein. NCBI's taxonomy places the organism in Eukaryota, Fungi, Basidiomycota, Agaricomycetes, Cantharellales, Hydnaceae. Gene Ontology annotation, cellular component: RNA polymerase I complex. Gene Ontology annotation, biological process: RNA polymerase I preinitiation complex assembly; transcription elongation by RNA polymerase I; nucleolar large rRNA transcription by RNA polymerase I. Bases 48 to 1259 code for a protein of 403 amino acids. The transcript has 9 exons. The record is from RefSeq and is a predicted model, not a curated record. Gene Ontology annotation, molecular function: DNA binding.